Messenger RNA from Aspergillus oryzae RIB40, 450 nucleotides. RefSeq names its product E2 ubiquitin-conjugating protein UBC13. Gene Ontology annotation, cellular component: nucleus. The transcript has 4 exons. Gene Ontology annotation, biological process: protein K63-linked ubiquitination; DNA damage tolerance. The record is from RefSeq and is a predicted model, not a curated record. NCBI's taxonomy places the organism in Eukaryota, Fungi, Ascomycota, Eurotiomycetes, Eurotiales, Aspergillaceae. Gene Ontology annotation, molecular function: ubiquitin conjugating enzyme activity. Bases 1 to 450 code for a protein of 149 amino acids.
AUGGCGUUGCCGAAAAGAAUAGUGAAGGAGACUGAGCGCCUUAUGGCGGAGCCGGUCCCUGGUAUCAAUGCUGUGCCUCAUGAAGACAACCUGCGUUAUUUCGAUGUAUCGAUCCAUGGGCCGGCCCAAUCUCCAUAUGAAGGUGGUAUCUUCCGUCUUGAACUGUUCUUGCCCGAAGAUUAUCCUAUGACUCCUCCCAAGAUUCGAUUCUUGACCAAGAUCUACCACCCCAACAUCGACCGUCUCGGACGUAUCUGCUUGGAUGUCCUGAAGAACAACUGGUCCCCUGCGCUCCAAAUCCGUACAAUUCUGCUCUCUAUCCAAGCCUUGCUCGGAGCUCCAAACCCAGAUGACCCGCUUGCAAAUGAUGUCGCUCAACGCUGGAAGGAGGAUGAGCCGGCUGCGAUACAGACCGCUCGGGAAUGGACCAGAACACAUGCCAUGACUUAG